This is a messenger RNA of Lolium perenne, 2389 nucleotides long. RefSeq names its product transcription termination factor MTEF18, mitochondrial. NCBI's taxonomy places the organism in Eukaryota, Viridiplantae, Streptophyta, Magnoliopsida, Poales, Poaceae. Gene Ontology annotation, molecular function: double-stranded DNA binding. Gene Ontology annotation, biological process: regulation of DNA-templated transcription. The record is from RefSeq and is a predicted model, not a curated record.
CCAGGCGCCAGAAGCUUUGCCUCGCCAUCGCCCGCAGCCCCCAAACCCCAGGUCCUCUCAGCCGCCUCCACGCCGUCGCCGUCGCCGCCUUGCCGGCCGCCCCUCCCGCCGCGCACCGGCCUCCCGCCGUUCGCGCGUGAUCCUCUAUCAUCUGAUGGCCGCCACUACGCGGCCCUUCCUCGCCUGAGCCUCGUCCGCAGCAGUCACUGGCCGCCGGGGAGUAGCAUCUCCCUGUUUGUCCUGAAGCUGGCGCCGCGUAGUUUCCGCCAUGAACAACCACCUCCGCGCCGCAUUGAGGGCAGCUCGGCUCCGGUGGGCUCCCAACGUCCUCGGCAAGCCCCCCAGAGUCCCGCCGUGGGAGCCCUCCAGCUCGGGGCAUGUCCAGAAAUCGUACCCGGCAUCGGGCUGGGCUGCUGCUCCGACCGUGAUCCGACUGCGGCUCUACUCAGCCGCUCCCAACCGCGCCCGGGCGAAAGCCUUGGUGGGUGGCCAUGCGGAUGAUGAUGAUGAUGAUGAGGUGGAUCCGCAAGUCAAGCAAAUGCAGAAGCGGCGCGAGUUCCGCGCCGCGCAGAAGACGUUCAUGGAGUACCUCCAUGUCACGCGCGGCAUGACCUUCGGCGACGCCGAGCAUAUAAGCAAGCACUCGCCGGUGUUCCUGACCAAGCUGCUGGAGGAGGUGAAGGAUGCUGUGAAGGAGCCCGCCGAGGGGGGGACCGAGUUGAUCUUCAAGUCGCCGGUGAAGCGGAGGGAAAUGAGGGAUCAGCGGGUCAGCAAGGCGCUGGUGCGGCUGUUCCAGUUCAACCCCGUCAACGAGUUCGAGCCCUUCCUGGAGAGCAUCGGCAUCGGGCCGGCCGAGUGCGGCUCCUUCCUGCCCCGGGACCUCAUGUUCCUCGCCGACGACGAGACGCUGCUCGAUAACUUCCGCGUGCUCUGCAACUACGGCGUUGCGCGCGGCAAGGUUGGGAACAUAUACCGGGACGCCGUUGAGGUGUUCAGGUUUGGUCAUGGUGUCCUUGAGUCUAGGCUCAAGGCCCUUGAGGAGCUUCGGAUCAGUAAGACCAGCGUGAUCAAGCUCGUGGUUUCGACUCCUGUUGUAUUGCUUCGUGACCCGAAUGCGGAGUUGAAGAUCCUCGACUCGCUAGAAGACGUUGGAAUCCAGCGGGACUGGGUUUGUCAAUUCUUGUCUGCUCGGCAGUCUUAUGAUUGGAGGAAGAUGGUCCGAGUUCCACACUUCUUCGUUACCUUGGGAUUUGCUAAGCAAGAUGUUGGCAGAUUGGUCAGGAAAAAUCCAGAUUUCUUGUUGGAUGGCUCAGGAAAGAUGCUGUUUACAGUGGUUAUCAUGAUGCUAAAAGCGGGAUCCGGAAAAAAAGAGUUGUUUGAUCUUUUUGUCAACUUCCCAGAUGUGUCUCUCGAGAAGUUCACAAGUAACCUACAGAGGGGAAUGCUGUUUUUAGCUGAGAUUGGCUUAAACAAUGAAGCUAUUAACAAGUUCAUUGUUUCUCAUGGAUCAAUGCUCGGAUCUGCGCCACUGAAGAAGCCAAACAGCAUUCUCACACAUCUCAAUGCGGGGAAGAAGCGCGUGCGCAGGAUUAUAUUGGAGGACCCGGAACUGUUGAUGAAUUACACGUUGGGGUCAAAACUCAGCAAGCUACCAAAAUGUGACCCCUUUGAAGAUUCUUUCAAUGAGAAAACAAAAUUCUUGAAAAGCAUAGGAUUUGUUGAAGGCUCUGAAGACAUGAAGAAGGCAUUCAAAGCUUUCCGUGGUAAAGGUGACGAGCUACAAGAUCGCUACAACUUCUUGGUGAGUGCUGGGCUCAACCCAAAAGAUGUAGUACAAAUGAUCAAGGUGGCUCCACAGAUUCUGAAUCAGAAGAUCCAUGUCCUCGAGUCAAAGCUAUCCUUCCUUGUAAACGAUUCAGGGUAUCCUCUGAGUGAUCUGGUUGUUUUCCCCGCGUUCCUGUCGUUUACCAUAGAACGAUCCAAAGUCAGGAUUUUCAUGUACAACUGGCUGUUAGAAAAGGGGGCGGUUACUCCUCAGCUAGCUCUAAGCACGAUCCUAGCUUGCUCAGAGAAAUGUUUCGUGAGAUACUUUGUGAAAAAGCAUCCCAUGGGCCCUGAAGUUUGGGAAAACUUCAAGAGGGAAGUAGCUAAAGCCAGAAGCAAUCCUUCUACUUCGGAUGAUUAGCAUCCGGUUGUUUGAUAAUUUUUUUUGGUCAUGUGGAUGGUGUUUUUGCUAUCCUGCAGAUUGAACUGGUUAGCCUGUGCUGGUGAUUAUUCCAGGCAGAAGAUUUAGCAAACCUCUGCAUUGAACUUUUGGAUCAUGCUAUGAAAACUUUGACACAUUAGAGUUUGUUCAGCUCGGAGAAAUAUUAUAAAUGCUUCAGUCUCA